CUCUUGUCUCGUCCUCCCAAACAAUAAUACGACACCGCUUCACACGCUCCAAAAAAAAAAAGAACUUGCUUCUUCGUCACUCCGCCACUCCGCCACGGUAGUAAACCCAGCAAAAACUCUCUUUCAACAAAAGUAGAAAGUAAUUGAAUUAUUCGUUUUUAAUUUUCAAAUUUUGUUAAAAAUCCUUAAAUUUUUAAUUCUUUUGUUUUUGUUUUUUCUUUUUCGACACUCUGCGGGAGUGAUGGGUUGUUCGCAAUCAAAGAUCGAGAAUGAAGAAGCGGUUACCCGCUGCAAAGAGCGGAAGCAAUUUAUGAAAGAAGCGGUUGCCGCGCGAAACGCUUUCGCCGCUGCUCACUCCGCCUAUGCCAUGUCCUUAAAAAACACUGGCGCUGCCUUAAGCGACUACGCCCACGGCGAGGUCCAGAAUGCCAACCUCCCUUCUCACCCUGGGCCAUUGAUCGUGGGACCUUCCCUGCAACCGCCUUCGGUCGACAAACUCUUCCCUCCGCCGCCUCCUCCCGGGAGCAUUGCCGGCGAUCCGGGGGUUCCGAUCCAACGGUCGGCUAGUAUGCCCAUACAGAUGCCGUUGAAUGGGAAGCAAAGGGAUACGUCGACGACCACGAUCGCGGAAGAUGAUGAGGAGGACGAUGACGUGGAAGCAAAUAGUUCGUUGGUGAAGCGAAGAUCGCGGAAUUAUAGGGGAAGUGGUAGUGGGGGUAGGAGUAGGAGGGAAGUGGUGGAGGAAGCCGAGGAGGUGGAGGAAAUGGUGACAUCGACAACGGUGCACGCGCGUGCAAUGCAAUCACAGCCACCCCAGGAUUCGACUUACUAUUACUUCUUUCCCACGGAAGAUAGUGUUCCUGGACCAAGUUUAGGGGAGGUGGAAGAAGUGAGGGUGGAGAAUAGGGAGGUGGAAAGGAAGGUUUUUGAGGAAAGGCCGAGAAGAGUUGAGGAGGAGGUGGUGGAUGAGAAGAUGAGGGAGGAGGAGGUGGUUGUGGAGAGGGGACAGAAGGCGUCGGUGGAGGCGGAGAAAACGCUAGCGUCAAUGGCUGGGGUAGGGAAGGGGAGCAAGAAGGGUGGAAAAGUAGGGGUUGGUAGUACAGGGGAGAAGAGGCCGGUGAGGGGGAGUUUUAAUUUGUUGCAGGUUUUUACUCAACUUGAUGAUCAUUUCUUGAAGGCCUCAGAGAGUGCUUAUGAGGUUUCGAAGAUGUUGGAGGCUACUAGGUUGCAUUAUCACUCUAAUUUUGCUGAUAAUCGAGGACACAUUGAUCACUCUGCGAGAGUAAUGCGUGUUAUUACUUGGAAUCGGUCAUUUAGAGGAUUAAAAGACAAUGCUGAUAAUGUGAAGGAUGAUUUUGAUUCAGAGGAGAAUGAGACUCAUGCCACUGUGUUGGAUAAAAUGCUUGCAUGGGAAAAAAAGCUUUAUGAUGAAGUGAAGGCAAGUGAGCAUAUGAAGUUUGAGUACCAAAAGAAGGUUGCCACUCUAAACAAACUAAAGAAACGAGGUACCAACUCCGAGGCACUUGAAAAGGCAAAAGCGGCAGUAAGUCAUCUACAUACCAGAUAUAUUGUCGACAUGCAAUCCAUGGAUUCAACGGUUUCAGAGAUAAAUCGAUUGCGAGAUGAACAGCUAUAUCCAAAACUUGUUCAGCUUGUUAAUGGGAUGGCGACAAUGUGGGAAAACAUGAAAGUUCAACAUGACAGCCAAUCUAGGAUUGUCACAGUCCUGAGAGAUAAUCUGGACCUCUCUCAAUCCCCUAAGGAAACAAGUGACCACCACCAUGAGCGUACCAUCCAGCUGUUAGCAAUUGUGCAGGAUUGGCACAUGCAGUUUUGUAAGCUUGUAGACCACCAGAAAGAGUACAUAAAAGCCCUGAACUGUUGGUUAAGGUUAAAUCUCGUUCCCAUUGAAAGCAACCUGAAGGAGAAAGUUUCUUCACCUCCAAGGGCUGAAAAUCCCCCUAUUCAAUGGCUUCUCCUUGCUUGGCAGGACAAGCUUGAAAACCUUCCAGAUGAGAUUGCAAGAAGUGCCAUUAAUAACUUUGCUCACGUGAUAGAUACUAUUAUGCAGCAUCAAUUAGAUGAAAUGAAGAUGAAGGAAAAAUGUGAGGAAUCUCGGAAGGAGCUUCUGAAGAAGCAACGACAAUUUGAGGAUUGGUACCAUAAGUACACGCAGCGAAGAACACCAGAGGAGUUGGAUCCAGUGGGGACAGAAGACAACCCUAACAAUGAUCCUGUUGCUGAAAGAAAGUUUAUGGUGGAUUCAGUGAGGAAGAGGUUGGAAGAAGAGGAAGAGGCCUACCAGAAGUUAUGUAUUCAGGUGAGGGAGAAGUCUUUGGUGAGUCUUAAAACUCGCUUGCCAGAGCUCUUUAGAGCAAUGACAGGUAUUGCGGUUGCUUGUUCAAGAAUGUAUGGAGAGUUAAGGUUCAUAUCACUUUCAAAGAUUCCAAGUCAUGGCUCAUAGAAGUGGUUGUAUGUUUAUGUAAUUUUCUUUCUAUGUAUAAUGUACUUUUAUGUGCUUUUUAUAGAUAAAAUCGUCCAACAGAAAUGUAAAGGACAAACUCUAAUGGGUAUUUAUAGUCAACACUUUGAUGUGAUUUUUAAUAUAACAAUAGAUGUCAUAAGUUCACUGUUAUCAUAAGUGUUGUGAUGAAAUGGAUGAAUUCAUAUUUUUCUGUAAUGGAUUGCUGUUUCUGGCCUUCCAAAACCUUGUUCUUUUCCCAGUUAGGCUAAGAAUGAAGAAUGAAACGAAUUCUUCUUUGAUCGACAACAGGGCAACUCAAAGCCAUGCUUUCUUUCAGCACCUCUGCAGUCUCUUUCACACAAAGCUCCCUUCCCAGGAAAGGAAAAAAGAACAGAAAAUAAAUUGCAUUCAAGAUAUUGUUGUUUUCCACCAGUUGUUUGCCAUGUGGAUGGAUUAAAGCCAGCUGUUGUCACAAAAGGAUUGAGGUUUCAAUGUUUUUUCUUGGUGGAAAUGAUAGGAUUGUGUUGUCUGGAGCUGUUUGCACUAGGGGGUUGCCAGAUGAUGGUUGUCUGCUAUCUUUAUAUGAAUGUGCUCUUGUUUUACUCCCAUGUGAAAUUUUAUUACCCAUAUUUGUCCUAUCUUUGUUGGUUGCAAAUUUCUAACGUCACCUCUGUAGUUUAUGCAAAUGUAGAUCAAUCACCCCUUUACUUUCCCCUAACUAAUAAGAUUAUAGAAUGAAGCUAUUCAUAUGUUAUAUUAGUAUAAUACCUUUGCCUAUUUUUUUUAGUGGAAGGAGAUUUUUGGGCUUUGGUCAAUAUAUCCUCUCUCCAAGCUAGUCAAGCAAGCUUAUUUA
This is a messenger RNA of Durio zibethinus, 3317 nucleotides long. RefSeq names its product kinesin-like protein. NCBI's taxonomy places the organism in Eukaryota, Viridiplantae, Streptophyta, Magnoliopsida, Malvales, Malvaceae. The record is from RefSeq and is a predicted model, not a curated record.